UCGACAAUUUCAAACAAAAACUUAGCAAUCCAACCAAGUUUCAUCUAUCAAAUCAAAUAUCCUCCGUUAAUCAGAGAGAGCUAGCUAGCUAAUUAGAAAUCAACCCAUGUCACAUUUUCAUAUUAAAAAACAUACCACCCUGUGACAUCUUCCCUGUAGUUGUGAACAAAAGACAUGAAAAGGGCUUGGUGGGUUGUAAUUACACUCAUGUUUGCCUUGUUUGGUUUUGCAUUUUCGUUAACCAGAGCUCAAGAUAAUGGCGAUGGAGGAGAUCAACAACCAGCUGCACCAACCCCAGCACAACAAGAUUGUGAUGGGAUUUACAUGAGCUAUGACUUCGAAUCUCGGCGCAAAAUCUACCCUUUCCUCAAGAAUGCAGAGAAGCAGGCAUGGGCCUUCAAAUCCACCGCACACAUAGUCAACACAGGCACAUACGAGCUCAAGGCCUGGAAGAUUUAUGUCGGGUUUCAACACAAGGAGAUUCUAGUUGGUGCAACUGGUGCUGUUUUGAUGAACGGUGAUGAUUUCCCGGCUGAUGUUGGGAAUGGGACUUACCUCUCUGGAUCAGGACAGACAGAUUUGAAAACCUCCAUUAGCACUGCAGGAGAUUACACCCAAAUUCAAGCCAAAAUUCAAUUCAGUGGCACCAUGUUUGGUGUCAAGCCAUCUGGGGUCCCCAUGCCUAAAACAAUACGGCUUGUUAACGAUGGAUAUAAGUGCCCCUCACCGACCAAUCGCAAGGGGUCUUUGUAUGUAUGUUGUGUUAGGAACCCAAAGUUCAAGGCCAAUGUAACAAAAACCAAGUUCUUGCCUCGGCAGAAGGGUGAUCUCACAAUAGCAUAUGAUGUUAUUCAAGCCUACGAAAAUAAUUACCUUGCUCAGGUGACAAUGGAGAACUGCAGCCCUUUGGGACGUUUGGACCAUUGGAACUUGACCUGGGAAUGGAUGAGAGGGGAAUUCAUAUACAACAUGAAAGGCGCUUAUCCGCGUACGAUUGAUUAUUUGAAUUGUAUAUAUGGUGAUGCUGGAAAAUACUAUCAACAGAUGGAUUUUUCCAAGGUCUUGAACUGUGAAAAGAAACCGGUCAUCGGAGACCUACCUAGAGAGAAAGCAAACGAUACUCAAGUUGGGAAGAUACCCAACUGCUGCAGAAAUGGUAGCAUUUUGCCUCCUAUAAUGGACCAAAGCAAGACCAAGUCUGCUUUCCAAAUGCAGGUGUUCAAAUUACCUCCUGAUUUGAAUCGAACGGCUCUGUAUCCACCCGAAAGAUUUAAAGUGGAUGGGGUGCUCAAUCCAGAAUACAAAUGUGGGCAACCUAUAAGGGUAGAUCCUGCUCAAUUUCCAGACCCAAGUGGUCUUCAGGCUACAAGCUUAGCCAUUGCAAGCUGGCAAAUAGUUUGCAACAUAACAAGGGCCAAAACCAGGAAGCCAAAGUGUUGUGUUUCAUUCUCUGCUUAUUACAAUGAGUCUGUGAUCCCCUGCAACACAUGUGCCUGUGGUUGCAGUGACACAAAAAAUUGCAACCCAAAAGCCCAUGCCCUUCUUCUCCCUCCAGAAACACUUCUUGUUCCCUUUGAAAAUAGGACAAAGAAGGCCAUUGCUUGGGCAAGCAUAAAGCACCAUCAUGUGCCCAAGCCACUGCCUUGUGGUGACCAUUGUUCAGUUAGUGUAAAUUGGCAUCUCUUAUCAGAUUACAAGGAUGGCUGGACAGCUAGAAUCACAUUAUUCAAUUGGGACAAAACCAACUUUGAAGAUUGGUUUACUGCCGUGCAGCUCAAGAAAGCUACCGCUGGUUAUGAAAAGGCGUACUCUUUCAAUGGGACCAAAAUUCCCAAGCUGGACAACAUCAUCUUCCUCCAAGGCUUGAAGGGCUUGAAUUUUUUAGUGGCUCAGAAAAAUGGAACGAAGCCAGGAAAAGAUCCCAAGGUACCUGGAAAGCAACAAUCUGUGAUUUCCUUUAAAAAGAAGCAUACACCAGACAUAGAAGUAGCUGAAGGAGAUGGGUUUCCUACAAGGGUGUUUUUCAAUGGAGAAGAAUGUUCUCUUCCUACUCAACUUCCACUAUCACACGGAAACUGUCUUCAUGUAAGUUUUGUAGUGGCAAUUUUCCUUUCACUUCUGAGUUUUGUUAUGUAAUUAAUUAAUCUUAGGCUAAAACAUAUUGUUCUUCAUUUAUGCCCUAGGACACAAAUUA
Prunus dulcis (almond) is the source of this 2194-nucleotide messenger RNA. Its product is annotated as COBRA-like protein 10. Lineage: Eukaryota; Viridiplantae; Streptophyta; Magnoliopsida; Rosales; Rosaceae. The coding region runs from base 175 to 2136 and encodes 653 amino acids. Gene Ontology annotation, biological process: cellulose microfibril organization. The transcript has 2 exons. Gene Ontology annotation, cellular component: membrane. The record is from RefSeq and is a predicted model, not a curated record.